Molecule: messenger RNA, 336 nt
Organism: Durusdinium trenchii
Lineage: Eukaryota; Dinophyceae; Suessiales; Symbiodiniaceae
Source: the annotation of a GenBank genome assembly
AUGAUGUGCGGCAUGGCUGCGGAUCGAGAACAAAAACGACAAGAUCAGCGCCGGAAGGAGAUUUCAAUGCGCUUAAUUUCGUUUGCCGAGCAGGCUGAAGCUGCACUGAAAUCUCGAGCGGAGUCUGAAGCUUGGAAGCUGAAAAGCCUUAGAUCGCAGAACUCAUCAAUCGGAGGAGCGUCCAGUCAGGCAUCGUGGGUGUCAACGAGGAAAUCAACAAAACGAUUUCCUCGCUUUGACUUCGGUCGCUUCGGGGCGGAAUCCUUGACGGGCCAUUCUGCGGGCUGUGGGUCUGUGGGACCCACGAAAAGUGCUUCAUUGCCAGCAAUUGCGUGA